Messenger RNA from Oryzias melastigma (Indian medaka), 600 nucleotides. RefSeq names its product peptide Y. Gene Ontology annotation, biological process: neuropeptide signaling pathway; feeding behavior. The coding region runs from base 120 to 413 and encodes 97 amino acids. Gene Ontology annotation, cellular component: extracellular region. The transcript has 4 exons. The record is from RefSeq and is a predicted model, not a curated record. NCBI's taxonomy places the organism in Eukaryota, Metazoa, Chordata, Actinopteri, Beloniformes, Adrianichthyidae. Gene Ontology annotation, molecular function: neuropeptide Y receptor binding; neuropeptide hormone activity.
UCUCUCUUCCUGAUAAUGUAAUCAACCGCGCGCGCGCGUCAGGUGUCCGUGGCUCUAUAAAAGCCUCAGAUCCGCGAGGAGAGGAAGAAGAAUCCACGGAGACACCAGUCCAGCUGACGAUGGCCAGAAUCCUGAGGUCGUGGGCGAUGCUCGCCGCGCUCGUGCUCUGCCUGCUCGUGUGUCUGAGCAGCCUGGCGGACGCCUACCCGCCCAAACCGGAGAGUCCCGGGAGCAACGCGUCACCGAAGGACUGGGAGAACUACCAGGCGGCGGUCCGGCAUUAUGUCAACCUCAUCACCAGGCAGAGGUACGGGAAGAGAUCCUCCCCUGAGCAGGCCGCGGCUUGGCUGCUGUUUGGGGCGGAUUCAAGUCAAGAUGCUGAGCCCCGGUCUGACUACGUUGAACCGUGGUAAAUGAGCUCAACUCUACCCUGCACUACUGGACAAGUCCUCUAGAUUUGAUUAUUUAAUGAGCAUGCAAAUUUCUUUCUCUCUCAUCCUGUUUGUCUGCUGCUGUCAGUAAAUGUUUGUCCUUUUCUCAAAAUUUGUAAAUAAAUUCUUGUAUGUAAAAUAAUCUCUUUACAAUAAAGAUUUAAGUGGA